AUGUUUGAUACCCGGCCCCUCAACGUCGCUCCCCGAGAGUAUGUGGGGGGUGUGCCCGUGUUCUACCCCACCGAGGCAGAGUUUGCCGACUUCUACCGAUAUAACAAGGCCAUCCACCCCUACGGAAUGCGUCUGGGGAUCGUCAAGAUCGUGCCCCCAACCACCUGGCUCAAACGCGUCCAGCAGUUGUACACGCAACAGAACCUUGACGGCAUUGUUAUCCGCAACCCGAUUGUCCAACAUAUCAAUGGUUACGGCCAAGGGGUAUACCACCAGCAAAAUAUGGAAAAGGGGCGCAAAUACUCGAUCUGGCAGUGGAAAUCUCUGAGUAAUAACCUCAAUUUCCAACCACCAAAGACCAAAUUGAAGGAGAAUAAACCUCAUAUUUCUGAACCUCAACGCAUUGCCACUGCCAAGGCUAAACUACCGCUCCCACGUGACCAAUUCACCAUCGACGCCCUGGAAUACUCUCAAGAACGGUGUCAGGAGCUUGAGAAGAUUUACUGGCGGUCGCUUACAUACGCGGAACCAAUGUACGGGGCUGAUACUCUUGGUCUGCUUUUCCCCGAUGAGUUUGGUCCUUGGAACGUCGCCCAUUUACCUAAUAUUUUGGACUUAUUGGACCGUCGAUUACCAGGGGUAAACGACGCCUACUUGUACGCUGGUCUUUGGAAAGCGACGUUUGCCUGGCACUUGGAAGACCAGGACCUUUAUCUGAUUAACUAUAUCCAUUUCGGUGCCCCUAAACAGUGGUAUCUGAUCCCCCAGUCUCAGGAAAAGGCAUUUUUUGACGUGAUGAAACUGGAGUACCUGGAUGAUUAUAAUAGUUGUCUGGAGUUCUUACGCCAUAAAGAGUAUAUGGUACUGCCGGAAUUCUUGAAACGUAAAGGGAUUGAAGUGAAUCGUAUUGUCCAUCGUGAAGGAGAGUUUAUCAUUACCUUCCCCUACGGUUACCAUGCCGGUUUCAACUACGGUUAUAACCUAGCCGAAUCAGUUAACUUUGCCCUUGACGACUGGUUCCCUUUUGGUAAAGUGACGAAGAAGUGUGAGUGUACCGCGGACGCUGUGGAAGUCAAUGCCCAUCAAUUAUACUGUAAGUUUAUGGGUAUCCCCUACGAGUACCAUACCCCACCGAUGCUGGAUGAUGAAACUGAAACUGAACGCAAGCCACAACCAGUGAGACGGAUGGUUAAGCGGAAACUGCCAGAGACCACCAAACAGCCACUGACACCGUCUCAACAAGCUCAAACUCAAACCCCUAAACGACCAAAAGUGACCGUUACUGAGUGUACGCUUUGUCCAUUCACUAUUGAAAACACGCCCUUGGCCACAGACUCUCUCUUUGAGCUUUUACCGCUGACUACUACCAAGAUGUGUCACCGUAUCUGUGCCCAAAUGUUCCCAAAGGAAUUGACCAUCGCUGAUGGAAAAGUCCAAGGGCUUGAGCAAAUUCUGAGGGCACAAAGAAAACUCAAUUGUACCGUGUGUCGCCAACCCGGCCCCUGUUUCCAAUGUGCUCACCCUAAGUGUACUCGAAGCUACCAUGCCGCCUGUGGUUUAAAUGACUGGGUAAAAUUCGCUCAGGAUAAAGGCGAAGCGUUGUGCAAGUACCACCGUGACCGCAACCCAGUUUCAGGUAUAACCGGUGACGGGUGGGUCCAGUUCCUGUUUGGUAAGACUCAUCACGUGGCUAAACUUAUUGAGUGUCGUCGGCCUGAAAAUCGAGUGGUGGUGAAACUUUUCCCUCAAUUGAAAGAGACAAUGGAGAUUGACCAGGACCAAAUAACCGGUUUUAUCCCCAGUAAAGUGGUAGAGGAAAACGAAGCGGCCAUCGCUUAUUGGAAAAAGCAUCAUCACCAACAAACGUUGGUAUCUCCUCCAACUCCACUUGAGGUGAAAAUUGAAGUGAAACCAUUUACUAAACCCGUGAAACCGAAACCGAAGCCGCAACUGCAAAAACCGGCCAACAAGACCACCACCACUCCAGCUCGUGGUCGUGGUCGGCCUCGGAAAUAUCCUAAGCCUAAAGAGAUGGAGCCCGUGGUCCCUGGUUCAGUCUACGAGAUUGAAGACCCGUCGGAGUUUUAUCUGAUUGAAGUUAACUCGAAACCAUUCGUGUUACCUCGGGAAUUGACGUUUAUCCUUGAUAAUCAUAGUGCCGCAGUGGUGCCUAAACCCCCUCGAGACCCAACUCCUUCAGUAUUUCAUAACUACCAACCGCAAACGAUGCCACCACCUCAAUUUCCACAGACAUUACCGCCUCAAAUGCCACCUCAAAUGCCGCCUCAAAUGCCACCUCAAAUGCCACCUCAACCCAUGCCAUCGAUGCCCCAAGCAAUGCCAUCUCAACCGAUGCCCCAGGCAAUGCCCCAGGCAAUGGCACAAUCAGUGCCCCAAUCGAUGCCCCAGUCGAUGCCGCCGUCGCUUCGGGGGCUCCCUCAGUUGCUUCCCCGGGCGACAGUGCCUCCUCCAGGCUCGUUUGACCUGUACGUAGGCGUAUUCAGCCUCACCUAG
Molecule: messenger RNA, 2514 nt
Organism: Diutina rugosa
Lineage: Eukaryota; Fungi; Ascomycota; Pichiomycetes; Serinales; Debaryomycetaceae
Product: JmjC and ePHD domain-containing protein
Exons: 1
Coding region: 1-2514 (837 amino acids)
Biological process (GO): chromatin remodeling
Cellular component (GO): nucleus
Molecular function (GO): histone H3K36 demethylase activity; histone H3K9 demethylase activity
Source: RefSeq, a predicted model, not a curated record